Messenger RNA from Xenia sp. Carnegie-2017, 2729 nucleotides. RefSeq names its product DNA replication factor Cdt1-like. NCBI's taxonomy places the organism in Eukaryota, Metazoa, Cnidaria, Anthozoa, Malacalcyonacea, Xeniidae. Gene Ontology annotation, molecular function: DNA binding; DNA polymerase binding. The record is from RefSeq and is a predicted model, not a curated record. Gene Ontology annotation, cellular component: nucleus. Bases 608 to 2617 code for a protein of 669 amino acids. Gene Ontology annotation, biological process: regulation of DNA-templated DNA replication initiation; DNA replication checkpoint signaling; DNA replication preinitiation complex assembly. The transcript has 7 exons.
UUUACUGGCUGCUGUAUAUUUAGUUAGUUUACUGGCUGCCGUUAGCCAUAUCGUCAAUCCUAUUGGUCACACAAUGCAGUUCACUGGCUGCCAAUAUGGUAAUCAUGAGAUAUCCGUGGUACAAAAAAACUCAAUGCAGUGGCUCUACUGUAUGUUCUCUAUAGUGUGGUUUGGCCUUGAUAAUUUGAAAUUUAUAGUUGCAUAAUACUGCAGAAUUCCAUGGUACUUUUAGUAUAAAGUGAAUGGCUUGAAUUGGGAUUUGGGAAGUAUUGUUACAUUAUUAUUUGUAAGUGCAGUUCAUCCACACAUAGUAAGGAACCGAAGGAUUUUUGAAGCAAAGAUUAGUUACUGGAUUUUUGUAAGAGACAAGUUGUCACAAGUAAGAUAAUAUUUGAACAUGUAUAUUUAAGCUCAAUAAAUUACUUCGUUAGUUUUAUGUUAAGACAUUCAUCUGAUAUAAUAUUGUUUGAUUAUCGAAUCGAAAAUAUCGAUGAAAAUUUUCUAUGUCGAUUACAGUAGAUUAUAAAAUCCAAUAGGUCUUCCGCUAUUAUACCUCUUGCGGGCUCAACUAUUUUCCCGCGCCAACUUUAUUUGGUUCUGUUUUGUGAUGGAACGUUUCAAUAUGGACGGUCAACUGGUUUUAACGAAGUAUUUUAAUGCCUCAAAAUCACGUCCAGUCUUGCAUCCUGCAAAGCGGAGGAAAAUUGAGACGGAGAACAAUGUUGCACAAAAAAUACUGGCGAACUCAGCCGAAGGCAAAUGCCAAAUAGAGGUAGAGAAAAAUGAAGUCAAACAGAAGUCCGAGGCGAGGGUUGCUAGUGGAAUCACAAGGAAAGUUAAUCGCUCGCGAAGUAAAGGUAGAAAGUCAGUAAAAAGGAAGAAUUUCGAUAAAUCAGUGCAUAGUGAUGUAAUGUUUAUUACAACGUCGGCAAAAGACGAUCACGAAAGCCAACGGUCAAGGAAGCAACUUCAACCGAUGUUAAAGAAUGGCUUGGAACCUAAACGACAUGCAGAGAAUCGUGCUAAAGAACCUGCUGGCAAAGGCGUUUCAAUUCCAGAGAAAAAGUGUCAGAAAGAAGAGAAUGUAUCUCAUCUGAAUGAGAGUGUUGAUGACUUGAAACGAAAUACGGAGGAUAGAAUAGAUUCCAUCAAAGAACCAUCUGUUGAUGUAUCAUCAGUGAAGGCAAUCAUCAACAACAAACCUCGUAACGACAUUAAAGUGAAUCCAUGGAUUGCGGAACAAGCUAAGCUGGUGCUUGCAAGCAGGGGAAAGCAGGCUCUGGAGAAGAGUCUGCAAAAGAAGAAAGAUUCUGCUACAAAGAAGAACGACGAAGUGAUUGUUAAAGAUGAUAAUAAAUGCUUGUCAAAAGGCAUUCCCAGUUUCAAGAACAUCAAACCAACAAUUGAAGUACCUAGGUUGAGUAAAGAAGCUGCCAUGAAAGCUGAAAAAAUAUCACCAAGCAGUGGAACCAAACAUCCGGCCUACCAAAGGUUUGGUCACCUUCUUGAAGCUAAGAAACCAGAAGCAGACCAAGCCACCCACAACCUACCCCUCCCUUAUCAUUUCAAAAUGCUUGAAGAAAUGUUCCGAUGUGUAGAUGUUGUUCUCAGUUUGAAACAGAAACGUCACGAGUCAUGUACAUUUGAGAAGCUCAAGUAUUCUGUACAAGAAAUGACUCGAAAAAAGUUUGAGAAAAAGCAUUUGGCACAAAUAAAGACUAUUUAUCCUGAUGCCUUUGUGUUUCGACAGCAAAGCACUUUGGUUGAAGGGAAGAAAUCAUCUUUUCAACUGACGAUCAGUUUGAAUCUAAACGGAAAACACGCGAAAGAUGUUAAAUUUGUUGAAAGUUUCGUUUUUACUGAAAGACUAAAGCACUUUAAGAAUAAGCUUUUGGAAGUCACAAUGGAACAUCAUCAAGAUUAUUUGGCAAAAAACUAUCCAAGAUUGUGUGUGAAGAAUGUGGAAAUCAUGCGAUGGCACCCGUGCUUUCCACUCGAUAAAAUACCAGAACUUGAACAGGCAGCAUUACCUCAACCCCCACAAAUGGAAACAUUCACUUCGGCUAGAGAUGUUUUGGAUAAGGCCAGACUAAACAUGUCUCCCAGGGUCGAGAAUGCUUUAAAGAAUGUUGCACAAUCAUCGUUGGAAAAGAACUCUGAUAAUACCCAGUCAAAGACAAAUAAAUUUGAGAUGAACUCAAAUCAAGCAGCUAAGAGUCACAAUCCAUCUCUGAGAGGGGUUUCACAAUCUCUUAUUGAUAAGAUAAGACUGAAAGAAGAGAAAAAAAUACAAGAAGCCCUCACGGUCGAUUCGGAGGUCGUUAAAAAACGCGCCAUGCUGCAGAGAUUACCAGAAUUUUCUAGGAUUUUAAAAACAUACUUUGUUGGCGAACGUAAAGUUGCGAUUCCAUUGGAAGAUGUUAUCGGAAAAAUCGCAGAAAGCUUCACAAGUACGAUGUCAACAGUUGAAGUGGAGAAGCAUGUUAGGCUGCUCUGCGAAACCCUUCCCGAAUGGCUUUCGAUUACGCACGUAAGAAAGUGUCCUUACGUCAAGCUGAAGAAGAACGUCAACUUUAACAGUCUUGUCGAGAAGUUGAAGGCAAAGGAAAGAAACUGACUGUUGUGCCUUCAUCGGUUGUCUUGCUCGACAAGCAUCCAAGUAUUUUAUACGGACUAUAAGAGUACUUUACUGUUUUGAAGAAAAUCAUCUCUGCCAUAGAAAAAAGAAA